Molecule: messenger RNA, 2214 nt
Organism: Candidozyma haemuli
Lineage: Eukaryota; Fungi; Ascomycota; Pichiomycetes; Serinales; Metschnikowiaceae
Gene: ERG7
Product: lanosterol synthase
Exons: 1
Coding region: 1-2214 (737 amino acids)
Biological process (GO): triterpenoid biosynthetic process; ergosterol biosynthetic process
Cellular component (GO): lipid droplet
Molecular function (GO): lanosterol synthase activity
Source: RefSeq, a predicted model, not a curated record
AUGACAAAGUACUAUUCCGAGACAUUGGGCCUUGAAAAGACCAAUCCAGCGUUAUGGAGGCUCCGCACAGACGAGCUAGGCAGAGAAACAUGGCAUUACCUUCUGCCCAAGGAAGCUGAAGCUGAACCUCAGCUGAGAACCACCAAGUACCUUUUGGAUAUGGACGACUUCCCGGCGCCAAACGCUGAAGAGGAACUUACCCAUCCAUUUGAUGCUGCUGCUAAGGGCCUGGAGUUUCUUGCCCAGAUCCAGGAAGAUUGUGGUACGUUCGCUUGCCAGUAUAAGGGCCCAAUGUUCAUGACUAUAGGGUAUGUGGCAGCGUCGUACUUUACCAAGACGCCAAUUGGCGAUGCCCAGAGAAAGGAGAUGAUUAGGUAUAUUGUGAAUACGGCACACCCUGUUGAUGGCGGCUGGGGCUUGCAUAGCGUGGAUAAGUCUACGUGUUUCGGUACGUCUAUCAACUACGUGUGUUUGAGGCUUUUGGGACUUUCUAAAGACCACCCGGUUUGUGUCAAGGCACGUAAGACGCUUCACAGCUUGGGUGGUGCUUUGGGAAACCCGCAUUGGGGUAAAGCGUGGCUUUCCAUUCUUAGCUUGUACGAAUGGGAAGGCGUGAACCCAGCUCCUCCUGAAUUGUGGUCUUUGCCAUACUGGAUGCCUAUCCAUCCUGGCCGUUGGUGGGUCCACACUCGUGCUAUUUACUUGCCAUUGGCUUAUUUGAGUGCCAACCGUAACAAAUGUGCUCUUGAUCCGUUGCUUGAGGAGAUCAGGGAGGAGAUCUACUUGCCUAGGCAGUUGCCAUACUCUAAGAUCGACUUUUCCAAGCACAGAAAUACUGUUUGCGGUGUGGACUUGUAUUAUCCACAUACGAAGGUUUUGGAUACGUUGAAUUGGGUGGUGGUUAACUAUGAGAAGUACGUGAGACCCAACUGGCUUCUUCGUAAAAGCAGCAAGAGAGUCUAUGAACUCAUCCAAAAGGAGUGUAAAAACACCGACUACUUGUGCAUUGCGCCAGUCAGUUUCUGCUUCAACAUGAUUAUCACAUACCUUGAAGAAGGCCGUGAUUCAUACGCAUUUCAACGUUUCUUGGACAGAAAAGAUGACGUGCUUUUCCAUGGUCCUCAGGGUAUGACUGUUAUGGGUACCAAUGGUGUUCAAACAUGGGAUGUGGCUUUCAUGUGUCAGUACCUUAUCAUGGCAGGAAUGUCUAGGUACCCAAAGUACCACGAUAUGAUUCUCAAGGGCUACUGGUUCUUGCGCCGGUCGCAGUUUACGGAAGAAUGUGAAGAAGGCAGUUUCAGAGACAAGAGAAAGGGUGCCUGGCCUUUCAGUACCAAGACUCAGGGUUACACUGUGAGUGAUUGUACUGCUGAAGCAGUCAAGGCCAUUAUUAUGGUGGAAAACGAUGAUUUCUUGGGCAACAAGAUUCCAGAAGAAAAGAAAAUCGAGAGACAAAACCUUGAAGAUGCAGUGGAUAGAAUUCUUUUCAUCCAGAACACUGGCAGUUUCGAGUUUGGUUCUUUCUCAUCCUACGAACAUAUCAGAGCCACCCCAAAGCUUGAACUCAUCAGUCCUGCUGAAGUAUUCAACAACAUCAUGGUCGAGUAUCCCUACGUGGAAUGCACAGACUCGUCUGUUUUGGGACUCACCUACUUCAACAAGUACUACCCAGACUACAAACCAGUACAGAUCAACUUUGCAAUUGACAAUGCCAUCCAGUACAUCAUCAAGACCCAAGAUCCAUACGACGGCUCGUGGUACGGCCUGUGGGGUGUUUGUUUCACUUAUGCUACUAUGUUUGCCAUUGAAGCAUUGGAAACCGUUGGCCAUUCUUAUGAUAACUCAAAGACCGUGCAAAAAGGUUUGGAUUUCCUUAUCAGAAAACAAGAAGAUGACGGUGGCUGGAGUGAAUCUAUGAAAGCCAGUGAAACACAUACUUACGUUCCAACCGGUAAGUCUUUGGUUGUUCAAACUGCCUGGGCUGUUAUUGCAUUGAUUCUUGGUGACUACCCAGACAGAAAGCCUAUUGAUAAGGCUAUUAAGCUUCUUAUGGAAAGACAGUCUUUGGCUGGUGAAUGGAAGUUUGAAGAUGUUGAAGGUGUGUUCAACCACAGUUGUGCUAUUGAAUAUCCUACUUAUAAGUUUUUGUUCCCUAUUAAGGCAUUGGGAUUGUAUGCUAAUAAGUAUGGCUACGAUAGUAUACCAGGCUUGUGA